Messenger RNA from Aspergillus ochraceoroseus IBT 24754, 4987 nucleotides. Its product is annotated as RecQ family helicase MusN. The transcript has 4 exons. The record is from RefSeq and is a predicted model, not a curated record. Lineage: Eukaryota; Fungi; Ascomycota; Eurotiomycetes; Eurotiales; Aspergillaceae. Bases 77 to 4708 code for a protein of 1543 amino acids. Gene Ontology annotation, cellular component: cytoplasm; chromosome; RecQ family helicase-topoisomerase III complex. Gene Ontology annotation, molecular function: 3'-5' DNA helicase activity; four-way junction helicase activity; ATP binding. Gene Ontology annotation, biological process: DNA replication; double-strand break repair via homologous recombination.
GCACAGAGAUGAGUUCCUCUUGUCUCUCACUGUUGGGAAUCGCCAGGCGGAAUCAUGAGAACGAGAACACGCCUCUAUGACUAAAAACAAUCUCAAAGCCCAUCUGAAAUGGCUGUUGGAUCAAGGCCCAUCGCUAUACCCAGUGUUGACUCCUUCUGCGUGGGAGUCCCACGUCGACCAAAGUCCUUCUCUGAACGAUCCGAUCCCAACAUAUAGCCCGACUGCCAGUCAGAUUGGCGGUGUUAGCAUCAAGGAUUCGCAGCCGGCCACCGCGACAAAUAUUAAGAAUUUGAAUGAUGGAAUUGGGGUUGUUUCCGACACAGAUAUGGCACGACUACUCUUUGCGCCUCAGUCGGCGAUCAAGCCUCGAAUGCUCAGCCGUGCGAAAGAUUCCUCCCCGAACAACCCUAUGAAACCAUUAAAAGCUGCGGCGACAUCUUCUCCGACACGACAGCGAGGAUCUGGAACUCCUCGGAGUAAAGAUGUGAAAGAGCCGCUUAGCUCUGGGUCUUUAUUCCACGAGUCGGACACACUGAUAAGGACCCCCCAAAGACCCAAAGCAAGCCAAGACAUACAAUCUUCUUUACAAAAGGUCGAUACCAUCGACUUAACCAUCGACUUGGAUCACAACACACACUCUUCUGACGCUAUAGAAGAGUUUGGGGAGCCGUGCCAGCUUUGGACCGAAGAAGCCACACUCCGAAAAGAACCGUUAGAAAAGAGGGGAAAGAAACGCAAAAGCGACGAAUACCCCUCUAAACUUCUCUCCCCCCCCAAAAAAAACGCCCAUAAUGUCUGCUCACCGUUAGUAUCUGGAAAGACAAAGCUUAGUAGAUCUCCACGCCCUUUGGAAAUUACUCGAGCUAAGAACGAUUGCACAUCUCCGCCGUCCAAGAAACAGGGUCCAUCAUCAGCCAAGCGUACCAGAAAGAACCAGAUCAUCGAAGACUCGGAAUAUGAAGAUGCUGAUAGCUUAUUCGAUGACUGGGUUAAAAAUAAGCAGGACUUGGUUGAAAACACAGAGGAGUCUUUGUAUCCGGUUUUGCCCCAGGAAAGUCCAUUCUACGGCGGCGGAUUUGAUAAGCUUGCAAAGCAGAAUAUCCCAAUAUCUCCGGACUCAAUGGGCAUGCCAAGCGUCCAUCGUUCCGUCACUACACCCGAAAGCGAGGUAACACCUCGUGGUUCUCCUCCAUCCUCCUGCCCUUCCGUGCCUCAGAGUGCCUCAAAAUCAACUUCUGUGCCUGUUGACAAGAACGUCGAAAAUUUUCUGCGACUGCCAGAUGACUCACUCGACCGCCUUAUUUCGCGCAUGAAGACCAGUCUCACAAAGAAUUCGGAAGUAGUUUACCAGCAGGCAAUGAAGGGCGAGCUGGCUCCUGAACUUAUUGCCGAAAACAAAGUUCUCGCAGAUCGAAUCGAGGCGGUCGAGUCGUUGAAGACACAGAAACUCGUCUACAGGACUUGCGAACAAGAAUCGGAGUCUCUUAGAAAUGCCAUUUUGAAAGUCAUACAACGAGGGGGCGAUCCGCGAACAAUUCCGGAGCUCGAGCAAAAUAAAAGAGUCGCAUCACAAUUGAAAGAUGUCGAAACUGAUAUACUUCGCUUGCUCAAGACAGCCGGUUUAUUAUCGGGUAUAGACUCGGUUCCCGAGAAUGGUCCUGAGCGACCAAACUCUUCAGCGCCGCCAUCUCAAAGGAAACCUAGAGAUAUUAAAGAUUCCUCAAGUUUGAGGAAACACGGUCACAGUGAAAACUCCCUUACCCGCCAGGUUCCCCAGCACUCGUUUGACGCAGAUGGCUCUCGAUCUAGGGCUGCCGCGUCUGUUGCCAGUUCCAUGGCAAAUGUUUCCACGAGUACUUCCAACCAUGGACGUUUUGAGUACGAUUGUCCAAUUACGAGCGACGGUGAGACAGGAUUUACCAGGACUAUGGGAUCUCCUACGCCUCUGCAAGAACGGGACGAAUUUGAUCUAGAUGAUUUCGACGAGGAGAUGCUGGAGGCCGCAGAUCAUUUUCAGGAUGACCAGUUUUCCACGACCCAAACACAUGGGCCUGAAAGUCGCAAAGUUUUUGCUGAAACAUCUGGCAACGCACCAAGGCUUCCCCCAACACAAAAAUCGCAAAGCCAUGGCGCUCUCUGGAACCAACACCCAUGGUCGAAAGACGUAAGAAAUGCUCUGAAAGACAGAUUCCGCCUUCGUGGAUUUCGGCUUAAUCAACUUGAAGCAAUCGAUGCAACGCUGAGUGGAAAAGAUACGUUUGUCUUGAUGCCAACAGGUGGAGGAAAAUCCCUUUGCUAUCAGUUACCUUCUGUUGUCUCCAGCGGCGCGACAAAGGGAGUCACAGUUGUCGUCUCACCACUGCUCAGCUUGAUGCAUGAUCAGGUCACUCAUCUGCGUCGUAAUAACAUCAAAGCAUUUCUGGUCAAUGGUGAGACACCAAGAGAUGAACGCAAAUGGAUACUGGACACAUUGUCGGCUCCACAUGCCGAAGAGCACAUUGAGCUUCUAUACAUUACACCCGAAAUGAUGAACAAAAGUAAACAUCUUACCCGAAGUCUAGAAGAUUUGAAUUGCAGAAAAAGGCUGGCACGCAUUGUCAUCGACGAAGCUCACUGUGUCAGUCAAUGGGGUCACGAUUUCCGCCCAGAUUACAAGGAGAUUGGGGAGCUCAGAACUCGGUUGCCCGGCGUCCCUAUGAUGGCAUUAACUGCCACCGCAACAGAAAACGUCAAGGUGGAUGUCAUUCACAACCUCAAAAUGGAUGGUUGCGAAGUCUUCACCCAAAGUUUUAAUAGGCCGAACCUAACAUAUGAGGUCCGGCCCAAGACGAGGUCAGCUGAGCUACUAGCCAGUAUGGCUGAAACCAUCACGGGCCAAUAUCGAAACAAAUCCGGUAUCGUUUACUGUUUAUCACGAGAUUCUUGCGAAAAAGUUGCGAAACAACUUCGGGACAACUAUCGGAUCAAGGCAGAACAUUAUCACGCGGGACUGGAGCCAAAAGAUCGGGCAGAUAUCCAGCAACGUUGGCAGAGUGGUCAGUCGCAUGUGAUAGUUGCAACUAUUGCUUUUGGUAUGGGGAUUGACAAGCCUGAUGUACGAUUCGUGAUACAUCACAGCAUUCCCAAAAGCCUGGAAGGGUAUUACCAGGAGACUGGGCGCGCUGGUCGCGAUGGGAAAAGGUCUGGGUGUUAUCUUUAUUACUGCUAUCGAGAUACAACAAUUCUCCGCCGCAUGAUCGAUCAAAGUGACGGUAAUAAGCAACAGAAAAACCGACAGCGCCAGAUGCUUCAUAAUGUUGUGCAAUUUUGCGAAAACAAAAGUGAUUGCAGGAGAGUGCAAAUUCUAGCCUAUUUCAACGAACGGUUCCGACAAGAAGACUGUAAUGCUUCAUGCGACAACUGCAAGUCAGAUUCCGUUUUCGAGCCCCAGGACUUUUCUGAAUACGCCGCAGCAGCCAUCAAAGUUGUACGGUAUUUUCAAGGUCUGGGCGAGAACGUGACAGUGUCCUAUUGCGUUCAUAUCUUCCGAGGCAGGGUAACAAAAUUUAAAUCAAUUGAACAUAAGAACGCCACUGGUUACGGUCACGGAUCAGAUCUCGACCUCGGGGAGGCUGAGCGCCUCUUUCACAAGCUGCUUCGUGAAGGUGCUUUGAAAGAAGAAAAUGUACUCAACAAGGCCAAAUUCGCGAAUCAGUACGUCAAACUUGGACGACGUGCUGCAGAAUUCGAGAGCGGCCGAUCCCGAUUGAAACUUGACGUUCGAAUAUCUCCGAAUGGCAAGGGUCGAAAGUCAGGUCGGACUGAAACAAGGAAGGAUUACCAACCACAGUCUACAAACGUGUCAUCGCCGGUCCAAUCUGCACACCAACGCCAGCUAGCCCGGUAUCGCUACAAUGGUAUGGACGGCGAUGAGUCGGAUAGUGACAGAGAUAGUGACGGAUUUGAGAGGAUUCGCAUUGCCGGUGACCGGAAGAAAAAUAAAACGAAUCUUCCUGGGCCAAGGAUCACACAAGACCGUCGCUUUGAUCAGCUGGACUCUCUUCAUAAAGCAGUCGCCGAAGAUUUCAUGGUCUAUGCUAAGGCUUAUUGUCAGGAUUUGGUAUUGAACAAAGGACUUCGAAACCAACCUUUCACGGACACUGUUCUUCGUGAAAUGGUCAUCGUCUUCCCUAAAGACAAAACCGAACUACUUCAAAUCCCAGGCAUAGACGCAGACAAGGUUCAGCGAUACGGCGACAGAAUCCUAAAACUAAUUCGAGAUACCCAGCGCCGUUAUACUGAAUUGAAAAAGGACCGUGAUGAUAUUGACGGUGUUGUUCCUGAUCCGAAUCAUCACAAUGUCGUCAAUAUCAGUAGUAGUGAUGAAUUUAGCGAUUGCGAUGACAUCCUAGACCAGGCAACCGUUCUGGAUCAGGGUGACAGCAUUGUUUCCAGUCGAUAUUUCCCAUCAACCGAGCAUACUAUGGACGAUGAUUCGACCGACGAGUACCAACCCGCGCUUGCAGAAUCUAGCAGCGCGAGACCUCGAAAGCGAAAGGCCACCAAACGGUUUCGCCGCCAGAAUACAGAUUCAAAACCCAGAACCAAACCCUCCAAGUCAAGGAGUAAAACAAGCAAAACUAGUAAGAAUGCGGAGGGUCGACCUUUCCCACGGAAAGACACGAAGGGCAAGCCACAAGCUAGCCGGAUAGCCAUGAUGCCCGUGUAAUUGUGCUGUACAUUUUUACCAUGAUGAGUUUUAUGAUGCGUUGCAUGAUCAGCACCUUGAACUUGUAUUGGUUGCAUUGCAUGUUUAGGCGUUGUGUUGGCUUUAUAUUUCUCUUUUUUAUUGUGUGGGUGUUUAAAACAUGAUAUCCAUUCGACGAUUAUAUAGCGGGAGGCGCUGAUGUUUAGUUACUUCGGGAGUCAUACAGUCGGACUCCUUAUCCUCUUCAGAUACUUAAGAAAUAGAUGUCAAGUUUAUACCAGUCUAUUUGUUAUAGCCAUG